Molecule: messenger RNA, 1133 nt
Organism: Myotis brandtii (Brandt's bat)
Lineage: Eukaryota; Metazoa; Chordata; Mammalia; Chiroptera; Vespertilionidae
Product: ral guanine nucleotide dissociation stimulator-like
Exons: 5
Coding region: 273-1133 (286 amino acids)
Source: RefSeq, a predicted model, not a curated record
AGGGGGGGGUGGUUAGGGGCGUAGGAAGGGAUUAAGGUCUUGAAUACUUUUCUCUGCAACCUAUCACCUCAGACAGAGGACGACAAACCAUUGCAGCGCGGCCAGGUCAGGAGCUGUGGCCUUACCCAACUCCAUAUCAUCCCAACAAGGACAGAGUUUGCAUCAGUGAUUCAGGCUUUCCCUGUGGCUACACCUUGACACAAAUCAAUUCUUGCUAGCUCAGCAGGGCUGCCAGGAACAUCCUCACUGUGUCCUCAUAGACUAGGUCUGCCAUGACACAGGACCACAGAUUGGGUGGAAGGUUCCUGAUGCCUCCUGGCUCAGUACCCACUCUGUCUUUGCAGAGCUCCAAGGAGGACAUCAUUGAGGUGCUGGCCCAUGGACCCGACUACACCACCUACGGGGUCAGGGUGCAGGUGCACCAGGCUGAUGACACAGACCAGUGCCUGUCUGAGGGUGCAGCUGAGCGAACUGGUAACCUGCAUGAGUCCUGCAGGAUGCAGGCCCUCCAGCAAGGCACCUCGGAGAAGGUGGCCAUGGCCAUGGUACCAGCUUUCCCGGGGGGAAUCGUCCCCCACGUCUCCACGCUGGCCUUCUCCAGAGCCCAACGGUUCCUGGAGGAGCUUUUAACUAGGUCGUGUCCACCAUCCAUCAGGGCUGAUGCCAUCAGAGUGUUUUUUCCAUCUGGAGGCACACCUCCUUACAAUGACCGGGGUGACACACCGCAAGCCCAAGUCAUAAAGGCCUUUGCUGCGAUGGUGGGGACCUGGCUGGACCAGGUCCAGGGUUUGGGGCAGCCCCUUCCUUUCGCCUGUUUCGAGGCAGAGCAGGCCUUGGUGCCCAUCAACUCCCCUGCUUCACACCUGGUGGGCCACGCCCAAAAUCUAUGGUUGGAGCUGCAGCAUCUUGAGCCCACCAAGGCAACUCAGGAAGGUCCACGCCCUGAGCUCCAGAGCUCUCCAGAGACAGAGGAAGGGCCUGCUCAGGGGCCAGAGCCUGGUCCAAUGAGAGGCCCUGCCCUGGCCUGGCCUGGCCCAAGGCAGUACCUGAAGCCAUUAUGGAGCCAGCUACUGGCUGCGCUGGAAGCCUUCUCUUUCUCUGUUCUAAGAGUUCUAGGCAAUUACAUCAAAUAA